Molecule: messenger RNA, 426 nt
Organism: Haemonchus placei
Lineage: Eukaryota; Metazoa; Nematoda; Chromadorea; Rhabditida; Trichostrongylidae
Source: the annotation of a GenBank genome assembly
AUGUUGCCAACCCUGCUUGAAGCAAAGUCUACCAACGCAACCAACAUCUUGCUCUCCGUGUGCCCAUCUUCCUGCGUUGCAUUCAAAUAGUAAGUGGUGGACGGCGCGAUGGAUGGAUCAUGCAUCGAAGAAAGCACAGAUCGACAAAGAUACGGUCACUCUUUGGAAUUCUCACUGUUUGUGAUAAAUCCCUCGAAAAAAUGCCACUGUACUACGACUUGAAGCUACUACUCGCUCUGCUUCUGUUUGUUGAGCCUUGCAGAUUGGUUGAUAGAAUCAAAGAUUUGCUUCAGACAAAGAAUAAGCAAGAAAGUAGAAUUUUCAACGAGAAAGAAAUGGGUACGUUCAGGAAGAGCACUGGCUCUCCAAGACCUGAGAGGCCGUGAGUGUGUCCAAUUGCACGAAUUUUUUCCUAAUUUCCAAUAG